AUGCAACUCACGACUGGUCUUCCUCUCCUUCUUGCUCUCGGCGCUCGCGUGUUCAUCAACGCAGUCGCCCCAAGCCCCACUCAUACCCCCUCCACCCCCGACUACCUCCUCAACGGCCUUUUCCAGGGCGUCCUCAUCCACAACACCUUUACCCAAAUCCCUCAAGUCGUUGUCGUUGCCGUCGUCGGCGUCGCUGCGAAGCUCCUCAUCGACUUCGUUCGCCUCGGCGACGUCGCGCAGACAGCGUGCACCGUACUCGGCGCUGCCCUUGGUGUUCUCUUCACCGACCUCCUUGGGCAGUUCGUCGACGGCCAGUCGGGGCUCGCUCUCGGGAGCGAGGUGGGCCUCGUCCCCCGCGCCCCGGUCCCCAUCGUCAUCGCCCGCGAGCCGCCCCCGGACCCGCCCAAGCGCAUCCGACUCGUCUCCUUUGGCCGCGACCGCACACGCAAGGACCGGCACCGCGAACGCGAACGGGACCGCGAACAGCGCGAGCGCGACGACUACGAGCGACGGCGGGCGCACGGCGGCACCCCCCACCCGCACGGUGGGGGCGGGGGCCCGUCGUCGCACCCGUUCCCGCAGACGGCGUCGCACGUGUCCGCGGCGGGCCUGCUCGACGACGAGCGGCACGGACGGUCGUCCGAGGUGCGCGCGAUCACGCCGACGCUGACGUACUGCAGCACCGCGCCGUCGAUCUCGCUCGACUCGGUCCCGUCGUCGAUCGACCCAGAGGGGAAGCUGACGCCGGCCGAGCGCGAGGUCGCGGUGCUCCGCGCGCGCGCGAGCCUGGCGGACUCGGAGCGGCGGCGGUUCAAGGAGGAGCGCAAGUGGGCGAUGAGCCAGGGGAACACGGCGCGCGCGAGUCAGCUCGCGUGGCAGGUGAAGCGGUACACGGCCCUCAUGGAGAGCUUCCACCGCGAGGCGGACGCAAAGGUUGUCGAAGCUGCACGGGUUGCAGCGGCGCCCUCCCAGCAGGUGUCCUCGUCCAGACGCCAUUCGCACUCACGACAGCGCAAAAGCAGCUCUUCCACCAUCACCGGCCCCGCCGCCAGCUCGUCGGGGCAACCGCUCGUCAGCGUCAGCGUUAGCGGCCGUUCGCGCAAGCGCAGCGGCGGCACGACCACUCUCAAGCCGGCCAUCUUCGUCCAGGGCCGAGAGUGA
Molecule: messenger RNA, 1161 nt
Organism: Epithele typhae
Lineage: Eukaryota; Fungi; Basidiomycota; Agaricomycetes; Polyporales; Epitheliaceae
Exons: 2
Coding region: 1-1161 (386 amino acids)
Source: RefSeq, a predicted model, not a curated record